Molecule: messenger RNA, 1204 nt
Organism: Ananas comosus (pineapple)
Lineage: Eukaryota; Viridiplantae; Streptophyta; Magnoliopsida; Poales; Bromeliaceae
Product: vesicle-associated membrane protein 727-like
Exons: 6
Coding region: 192-920 (242 amino acids)
Biological process (GO): vesicle-mediated transport
Cellular component (GO): membrane
Source: RefSeq, a predicted model, not a curated record
AACUAUUCCUCCGCUUGCCCGUACCUCUCUGGCCAACCGGUUGCUAAUUUAGCCAACCGGAGCAGAGGGAGACCUUAAGCACGAAGCAAACCGAAGUUAGGGUUGGUUUCAAAGCUCGCUCCUUACUCUCCGCAUUUAGCGCUUGAUUUCUCCGUAGAAAUUGAUUAGUUGAGACGAUUCGAUACGGAGACAUGAGCAAGCAAUCACUGAUAUACAGCUUUGUGGCGAAGGGCACGGUUGUGCUCGCCGAGCACACCUCGUUCUCGGGGAAUUUCAAUACGAUCGCCAUCCAAUGCCUCCAGAAGCUUCCCCCGAAUAGCAACAAGUUCACUUACUCCGCCGAUGCUCAUACCUUCAACUUCCUCGUUGAUAAAGGGUUUGUUUUUCUUGUUGUAGCCGAUGAAGCAGUUGGGAGGAGUGUACCUUUUGUGUUUUUGGAGCGCGUUAAAGAUGAUUUCAUGCAGCGAUAUGGUUCAAGCAUUGGGUCUGAAGAUCCGCACCCUCCUGUCGAUGAGGAGGAUGAUGAUCUAUUUGAAGAUAGGUUUAGCAUUGCUUAUAAUCUUGACCGGGAAUUUGGUCCAAGACUGAAGGAGCACAUGCAAUAUUGCAUAGAUCAUCCAGAAGAAAUAAGCAAGCUAUCCAAGCUCAAAGCACAGAUUACAGAGGUUAAGGGGAUAAUGAUGGACAAUAUUGAAAAGGUUCUCGAUCGAGGAGAGAAGAUUGAACUUUUGGUGGAUAAGACUGCGAACUUGCAGUUUCAGGCUGACGGCUUCCAGAGGCAGGGAAGACAACUUAGAAGGAAGAUGUGGCUUCAGAACCUCCGGUUUAAGCUGAUGGUGGGCUGUGCCCUUCUUGCUUUCAUACUUAUUUUAUGGUUGAUGACCUCAAAAGGUUCUUCAGGUGCCAGCAAGAGAAGUUAAAAACUCUCAUCUUUCUGCAUCAUAUGCGCAUAGGAUGGAAUAUCAAAUAUAGAAAUGUGGAUACUAUGUGAGGCUACCAUUUAUAGCUAAAUUUCAAUCAUUAGCUGUGGAAAAUCAGAAAAUAGUAGGAAGGGGCUGAUAAUAGUUGGAUUUAUAAGAGUGAGAUUUGUGAUUUAAAUGCUUAAUAGGAUUGUUUUAAGGUCUUGUACAUUUGCAAGUUCACUGGGAGUUGGAAUUUGCCAAUUUGCUGCUGCUCAAGUACUUUCACUCAGGUGAUUUUUUUG